CAACGGCGGUGCUUAAAUGAAAACUGUCACAUGGCUAUACGAGACCGGUGACUAAAUACUUCGCAUGGCGAACAUGGUGACUCGCGAUAAAAGUGAAUACAGCAGAAAGGUGCAAGAAAAGGCCGUUACUGAAAAGCGGCAGAUGGCGAUCGAGCGAAGCGCAGCGGCGGCGGCGGCGGCGGCGAGCGCGGCGGACGCGGCGGACGCGGCGCCGCCCACGCGGGUGAUCACGCUGCAGCACGGCGAGCACAACGACUCCACGCUCUAUAGAUUUAAAAAAGGCUACUGUUUACAAUUUUGCCCCGGUCCCAGUUUACUCGGUCGGAAGGUAUUCCUCUACACGAACUACGUCGUGUCCGAAACCCAGGAUGAUAAGGGAGAGCAAGCGGAGUUCGUCCGCAACCAAUACUACGGACUGGAGUGGCGGUCGGCGGACGGCGAGCCGCUCGGCAGCGGCGUGCUCGUCACCGACACCGACGUCUACUGCGAGCUGCGGCUCGCGCGCGCCGGCCCCUUCCACUACUACUUCGUCUACGACAGCGCGGAGUCGCCGGUCGGGCCGCAGGGCUCGGGCUGGUUCCAGGUGGCGCCCACGCUGCGCGCGGGCGGCGCCGAGCUGCCGCUGGACGGCAUCGUGUGCCAGACCGUGCUCGCCAAGUGCCUCGGGCCGCUGCCGCGCUGGCCGCGCACGCUGCGGGUCGCGCGCGAAGCCGGCUACAACAUGCUGCACUUCACGCCCGUGCAGCAGCUGGGCGCGUCCGGCUCCAGCUACAGCAUCGCGAACCAGCUGCGCGUCGACCCGCGGUUUAGCGGCGACCCCGGCCGCGAGGUCACCUUCGCCGAUGUCGAGAACGUCGUCGCGAAGAUUCGCAACGAGUGGAAGAUGCUGUCGAUCUGCGACGUGGUGCUGAACCACACGGCGAGCGAGACGGCGUGGCUGGCGGAGCGGCCCGAGGCGACGUACAACUGCAGCACGUGUCCGCACCUGCGGCCGGCGGCGCUGCUGGACGCGCUGCUGGCGCAGCUGUCGGCCGCCGCCGCCGCGGGCCGCCUGCGCGAGCGGGGCGUGCCGCCGCGCGUCACGCACCACGACCACAUACAGGCGAUCAAGCACCUGCUAGAAACGGAGCUGCUGCCGGAGGCGCGGCUGCACGAGAUGUUCACGUGCGACGUCGACCGGCUCGUCCAGGAGUUCUACUGCGUGGCGCGGAACAAGGUGCCGCCGGUGCGGCCGGCGGGCGGCGGCGCGGAGCUGCGGCUGCUGCCCGACGCGCAGUACCGCCGCCUGGCGGCCACUGUCGACCUCGAGCUCGCGCUGCAGCUCUACAACGUGUACAGGCCCGACUGCUACGACGAGGAGACGCGGCUGAAGAAGUGCUGCGAGGAGCUGCGGCGGCGCCUGGAGCAGUUGAACGCCGCGGCGGCCGCCGAGCUGGCCGACCACCUGCGCGCCGCCGUCGACAACUGCAUCGCCGGCCUGCACUACUUUCGCCUACAAUCAGACGGGCCGAAGAUAGAAGAGGUCAGCGCGAAAAAUCCUCUGUUUCCGAGGUACUUCUGGUGGGCGGGCACGGAGGGCGGCGCGGCGGCGCUGUCGGCGGCCGACGCGGAGCGCGCGCUGCUCGGCGGCGGCGGCGGCGGCGCGCUGGUCAUGGCGCACAACGGCUGGGUGCUGGACGCCGACCCGCUGCAGGACUUCGCCGCGCGCGACCACGCCGGCCGCGUGUACCUGCGCCGCGAGCUCAUCGCCUGGGCCGACAGCGUCAAGCUCAGGUACGGCGCGCGGCCCGAGGACAGCCCGUUCCUGUGGGCGCACAUGCGCGAGUACGUCGAGCUCACGGCCGAGCUGUUCGACGGCCUGCGCCUCGACAACUGCCACUCCACGCCGCUCCACGUGGCCGAGUACAUGCUGGACUGCGCUCGCAACGUGAAGCCCGACCUGUACGUGGUCGCCGAGCUGUUCACUAACUCGGACCACGUCGACAACAUCUUCGUCAACCGUCUCGGCAUCACGUCGCUUAUACGCGAGGCGCAGAGUGCGUGGGACGCGCGCGAGCAGGCGCGCCUGCUGCAGCGCUACGGCGGCCGCGCCGUCGGCGCGCUGCGGCGCGAGCGGCGCCGCGCCGCCGAGCCGCGCCUGCCGCACGCGCUGCUGUUCGACCUCACGCACGACAACCGCUCGCCGCUCGACACGCGCUCGCUCUUCGACAUGCUGCCCACCGCCGCGCUCGUGGCCGCCGCCUGCUGCGCCGUCGGCAGCACGCGCGGCUACGACGAGCUCGUGCCGCACCACGUGCACGUGGUGGACGAGGAGCGGCUGUACGCGGAGUGGGAGGCGGCGCGCGGCGGCGCGCUGGCGGCGGCGCGCCGCGCGCUGGCCGCGCUGCACGCGCACCUCGCCGCCGACGGCUACAGCGAGAUAUAUGUGGAUCAGAUGGAUGAUGACGUGAUUGCCGUCACUAGACAUGAUCCGCGAUCUAGAAAAUCGGUAAUUAUUGUGGCGUUCACGGCGUUCACCGCCCCGGACCCGACGAGUGCCGGCCGCCACGUGCCGCCGCUGCGGUUCGAGGGCGAGCUCGACGAGAUCAUCUUCGAGGCCGACCUCGUGCACAAGGAUCACAAGAGCAGCGGCCGCCCGCUGCAGGCGCCGGGCGCGGCCGAGCGCCACCCGCGGCUCAUCACCGGCCUCGGCGACUACGAGUGCACGGUGCGGCGCGGCGUGCCGCCCGACGCGUCGGCCGCGCUGGCCGGCCAGCGGCGCGACGGCGCGCACACCGUGCUGGAGUUCCGGCCGCUGCGAGCCGGCGCCGCGCUGGCGCUGCGCGUGCGGCCGCGCGCGCCGCACGCCGCCGCGCUGGCCGCGCUCGAGCGCGCGCUCGCGCCCGCCGCCGCGCCGCUCGCGCCCGCGCUCGCCGACCUCGACCUCGCCGACUUCAACGCGCUGCUGUACCGCUGCGACGCCGAGGAGCGCGACGCGGCCGGCGGCGGCGUGUACGACGUGCCCGGCCACGGCUCGCUGCCCUACGCGGGGCUGCAGGGCGUCGCCUCGCUGCUGGCCGAGGUGCGCGCGGCCGGCGACCUGGGCCACGCGCUCUGCGACAACCUGCGCGCGGGCGACUGGCUGCUCGAGUACCAGUGGCGCCGCCUCGAGCGCGAGCCGCGCCUCGCGGCCGUGGCGGCGCGCGUGCGCGCGGCGCUGCAGCCGGUGACGCAGCUGCCGCGCUACCUGGUGCCGGCGUACGCGGCCGCCGUACUGGACGCGCUGGCGGCGGCGGCCACGCGCGCGGCGCUGGCGCGGCUCGGCGCGGCGGGCGCGGGCUGCGCCUUCUCGCGCGCGCUGGCGCUCACCAGCGUGCAGCUGGCGGCCGCGGUGCCGUCGGCGCCGCUGCCGCCGCCGUCGCCGGCGCUGCCGCCGCCGCGCCCGCCGCCGCCGCCGCGCUGCGUCACGCUGUCGGCGGGCCUGCCCCACUUCUCCGUCGGCUACAUGCGCUGCUGGGGACGCGACACGUUCAUCGCGCUGCGGGGCCUCUUCUUAUUGACGGGUCGCUACCAGGAUGCCCGUUUCCACAUUCUCGGCUUCGCGGCCUGCCUGCGCCACGGGCUCAUUCCGAAUCUGCUGGACGGCGGCCGCAACGCCCGCUACAACUGCAGAGAUGCGGUCUGGUGGUGGCUGCAGAGCAUAAAACAGUACUGCACGGAGGCGCCGCAGGGCUGCGCGCUGCUGUCCGAGCCGGUGUCGCGGCUGUUCCCCAAAGACGACUCGGAGCCCGCGCCCCCCGGCGCCGCCGACCAGCCGCUGCACGACGUCAUGCAGGAGGCGCUCGAAGUACACUUCCAGGGUCUCGUGUUUCGAGAGAGGAACGCCGGGCGAACGAUCGACGCCCACAUGUCGGACAAGGGGUUCAACGUGCAAAUCGGCGUCGACCCCGAGACCGGGUUUCCGUUCGGCGGCAACGAAGCCAAUUGCGGCACCUGGAUGGACAAGAUGGGAUCGACGGAGGCGGCGGGCACGCGCGGCAAGCCGGCCACGCCGCGCGACGGCAGCGCGGUGGAGGUGGUCGCGCUCGCGUACAGCGUGCUGAGCUGGCUGGCGGCGCAGCACCGCGCCGGCCGCUACCCGCACGGCGGCGUGCUGCACCGCCACCGCGACGGCGCACUCACCUCGUGGACGUACGCGCAGUGGGCCGACCGCAUCCGCCACUCGUUCGAGCGCCACUUCUGGGUGCCCGCCGAGCCCUCGGCCGCCGACCGCCGGCCCGACCUCGUGCACCGCCGCGCCAUCUACAAGGACACGCACGGCGCCUCGCACGCCUGGGCCGACUACCAGCUGCGCUGCAACUUCCCGGUCGCGAUGGCCGUCGCGCCGGACCUGUUCGACCCGAAGCACGCGUGGGCCGCGCUCGACUCGGUCGAGCGUCUGCUGCUCGGCCCGCUCGGCGUCAAGACGCUCGACCCGGCCGACUGGGCCUACCGCGGCGACUACGACGCGGGCGCCGACGGCGACGACCCGAGCGUCGCCCACGGCUUCAACUACCACCAGGGACCCGAGUGGGUGUGGCCGCUCGGCUUCUACCUGCGCGCGCGGCUCGCGUUCGCGCACGAGAACGGCCGCCUCGCGCGCACCGUCGCCGCCGCGUACGCCGCGCUCGGCCCGCUGCUGGCCGAGCUCCGCGCCUCGCCCUGGCGCGGGCUGCCCGAGCUGACCAACGCCGGCGGCCGGCCGUGCGCCGCCUCGUGCAGCACGCAGGCCUGGAGCUCGGCCGCCGUGCUCGAGCUGCUGCACGAGCUGGCGGCGGCGCGCCGCGCGCGCCCGCUGGCCGACUGACGCGGGCUCGCGCGCCCGCGCCGCCUGCGCCACGCCGCGCGCGCGCCGCCGCCCGCGCCGCGCCGCCUCUACUCGGAGCCCUACGAGCGGCCGGCGCCGCGCCGCCGCCUCGCGCGCCUCGCCCGCCUCGGCCCGCUGCUGCGGC
Molecule: messenger RNA, 4970 nt
Organism: Galleria mellonella (greater wax moth)
Lineage: Eukaryota; Metazoa; Arthropoda; Insecta; Lepidoptera; Pyralidae
Product: glycogen debranching enzyme
Biological process (GO): glycogen biosynthetic process; glycogen catabolic process
Molecular function (GO): 4-alpha-glucanotransferase activity; amylo-alpha-1,6-glucosidase activity
Source: RefSeq, a predicted model, not a curated record